CUAUCAUCAAUGACAUCUAUUAAAGCAGCCCUGAUCAUUAGAGUGACUAACCAACAAUUGCUCUUCUCUAAGUCAUAUGAUAAAAAGAAAGUAAAAUUAAAUUAAAACUUAUAUAGAUGGACUAAGAUUCUUAAAUUAUUUUAGAACACAUGUCAUAAAUAUUUCCAAGAGCGGAAGAACGAGUUACUCUAAAAACUGCUAAUGGAGUUUGGCGUUACAAACUUGAUGAUAACAAAAUUGCUUAUGCAUGUAUACCAUUGUAUAUAAAUUAGUACUUGCUAUAGAGAGCUACCCGGAUAGACACAUACAUGCUAUGAUACGAGUAAGAUAUAUUAAAAUUUUAAGGAAAUAGAAAAUGAAUUAAAGAAAAUGCCUAAUUAUGUUGAUUCUAAACCUAAUGAUGUUGAGAAAUAUGCAAAAAUCUGGAUGAAAUAACUCCAUGAAAAAUACGAUAAUUUGGCUGCAGUAGACAAAGUAAUACAUACAUUCUUAUUUAUUAAGGUUUACGCAGCAUAAUAAAAAGUUGACGAGGUGUAAAUUGUUAUGGAAGAAAACAUACACAAAAUGAUAACUAAUACGGAAAACCUUAAUGUACAUUUUGCACAACUACUCAUAGGAUUUAGAUAAAAAAGCAAAAGAUUUAACAAUUUAAGCGCUCGUUAUCAAAAUAGUCAAGUGAACUUGCUAAAAUUAUGUAUUGGAGGAACAUGAAACUAAAGAUUCUUAUUGGCCUUGUCGUAUUAGCCGGAAUGCUUUAUAUUAUUGUCCCGUUUACUAUAAGAGCU
Messenger RNA from Paramecium octaurelia, 785 nucleotides. Lineage: Eukaryota; Ciliophora; Oligohymenophorea; Peniculida; Parameciidae. The record is from the annotation of a GenBank genome assembly.